AUGCUGUACAUGAUCCUGCUCGCUCUAGGCCUUGCCGCGCUGUACCUGAUCCAUGUCAAUGCCGCAAUGAAACGGGUGCCUGAGGAGGCCCACCGAGCUUCACCCACGCGCUGGACCACCGAGGAAGUCAAGGCCACUUACGAGAGGAUCCUGAAGAACGACGUCGAUGUCGUCAACGAUUUGCCGCCGAAACAGUCGCGCCGAUACAUCGUUGUAGGUGGUUCAGGUCUCGUGGGUGCUUGGAUCGUCUCUCAUCUUCUCGCACGAGGUGAAGAUCCCGCUUCUCUGCGCAUUCUAGACCUCGCCGCACCCACCGCUGAAAUCCUGGAACGCGGUGUGGCAUACUUCAAGACCGAUAUCACCGACCAGUCUUCCGUUUCGGCGGCGUUCACGCAUCCGUGGCUGGCUCAAGUCGCCCAGAAGCCUCUCACGGUCUUUCACACUGCAGCCAUCAUCCGCCCCUAUGAGCGCCUCGAAAGAUAUCUGCCCCUGAGCGAGAAAGUCAACGUUCAUGGCGCCCGCAAUGUACUCCAAGCUGCGAAGGAAAGCAGUGCAAGCUGCUUCAUAUCCACCUCCUCUGGUUCUGUGAAUUUGCACAAGCCCAGCUUUUGGAUCACGCCGUGGGAAAGAGUUCCCAGGCGAGCGGUGCAAAUCUUGAGUGACCAAGCGCAGCUUCCGCAGCGUCACGACGAAUUCUUCAGCAACUAUGCUCGGACAAAACUUGAAACGGAACGCUUUGUAUGUGCGGCUGAUGACCAAACGAGCGGAUUCCGCACAGGCUGCAUUAGACCUGCAAAUGGAAUCUAUGGUGUCGGAAAUGAGACUAGCGGAACCGUCGUCGGACUAUACCUGCGCAGCGGUGGUAGCCCAACCUGGACCUCCAACAUCAUCCACAGCUUCAUCAACGCAGAAAACGUCUCGGUAGCCCAUCUCCUCUAUGAACAACGCCUCAUCGAGCAAUCCCAACCCUCCAGCACUCUGCCCAACAUUGGUGGCCAAUCCUUUGUGGUCACUGAUCCUAAUCCAGCGAUUUCUUUCGAAGAUAUCUACACUCUUCUCGUCAAUUUCUCCAAGACACCCGUGUCUUUCCCUCGCGUGGAACCCCUUCCGCUCUACAUCAUCGCCCACCUCGUCGAGGCGUACGUCUACAUCCAAGACGCAUGGCUCCCGUGGCUUCUACCCAAGAUCAAAGGUGAUUUAUUGCAGCUUCAACCGUCGCUGUUUGCCAUUUCGGAUGUCUUCUGCAUUGCGGAUGACUCUCGGGCCCGAAAGGCGCCGGCAGAUGGAGGCUUGGGGUAUCGGCCGACGAUGUCGACGUUGGAAGGGAUGUGUAAGGAGCUGGUCAAGUGGAACCAGAAGGCGACGGCAAAAACUGUCAGGGAUAUACAAGACAAGGUGGCAGAUGGACCUGUUGUGGUGGGGCCGGAGGGUAUUGAGGUAAAGCUUGUUGCGCCGGAGAAAAGCGUUUGA
This is a messenger RNA of Penicillium diatomitis, 1470 nucleotides long. RefSeq names its product putative 3-beta hydroxysteroid dehydrogenase/isomerase family protein. Gene Ontology annotation, molecular function: 3-beta-hydroxy-Delta5-steroid dehydrogenase (NAD+) activity; 3-beta-hydroxysteroid dehydrogenase [NAD(P)+]/C4-decarboxylase activity. The record is from RefSeq and is a predicted model, not a curated record. The transcript has 3 exons. Lineage: Eukaryota; Fungi; Ascomycota; Eurotiomycetes; Eurotiales; Aspergillaceae. Gene Ontology annotation, biological process: ergosterol biosynthetic process. Bases 1 to 1470 code for a protein of 489 amino acids. Gene Ontology annotation, cellular component: endoplasmic reticulum.